Molecule: messenger RNA, 975 nt
Organism: Elgaria multicarinata webbii
Lineage: Eukaryota; Metazoa; Chordata; Lepidosauria; Squamata; Anguidae
Product: olfactory receptor 6A2-like
Exons: 2
Coding region: 1-975 (324 amino acids)
Biological process (GO): G protein-coupled receptor signaling pathway
Cellular component (GO): membrane
Molecular function (GO): olfactory receptor activity; G protein-coupled receptor activity
Source: RefSeq, a predicted model, not a curated record
AUGAAAAGGGGGAAUAGAACACAAAGAUUUAUUCUAAUGGGUUUUCCUGGAGGCCUUGGACUACAGACAUCACUGUUUAUUCUUUUCCUGAUUAUGUAUGCACUGACAGUAAUAGAAAAUGUGGUGAUUAUUGUAUUAAUCCGGGUAAACAUCAAGCUUCAUAAACCUAUGUACCUCUUCCUGAGUAAUCUGUCUUUCCUGGAAAUAUGGUAUGUCUCAGUCACUGUCCCCAAGAUGCUUGCUGGCUUUGUGUCAGAGAAGAAGGAUAUCACUUUCAUUGGUUGUAUGGCUCAGUUGUACUUCUUCUUGGCUUUGGCAUGUACUGAGUGUGUCCUCCUAGCUGUUAUGGCCUAUGACCGCUAUGUUGCCAUCUGCAACCCAUUGCGCUAUCCAGCCAUUAUGAACCAAGACCUCUGCAUCCGCUUAGCAGCUUGUUCCUGGAUGAGUGGCUUUUUCAUAGCUAUGGGGAAGGUCUUCUUCAUCUCACGCCUGAGCUACUGUGGACCUAACAUAAUCCACCAUUUCUUCUGUGAUGUCUCCCCACUUCUCAACUUGGCCUGCACUGAUAUGUCACUAGCAGAACUCAUGGACUUCCUGCUGGCCUUGAUCAUUCUCCUUGUCCCACUCUCUGCGACAAUUGUCUCCUACUUCUGCAUCAUCUCCACAGUCCUGCGCAUCCCUUCAGCCAAAGGAAAGCAAAAGGCCUUUUCCACUUGUGCUUCACAUCUUGUAGUAGUCACCAUUUUCUAUGCUGCCUCCCUUUUUAUCUAUGCCCGGCCAAGGGCCCUCACUUCCUUUGAUGCCAACAAGUUGGUGUCUGUUGUCUACACAGUGCUAACACCACUUCUCAAUCCAGUCAUCUACUGCCUGAGGAAUCAGGAAUUCAAGGAUGCCCUCAGCAAAACAGUUCACAUUUCAGAACACCAAGAUCCAAGGAAAAUAAGUUUUAUCAAUAUAUUUUUUAGAACUUUCUAA